Messenger RNA from Trichogramma pretiosum, 2456 nucleotides. RefSeq lists its product as uncharacterized. Gene Ontology annotation, molecular function: histone binding. The transcript has a single exon. Gene Ontology annotation, cellular component: NuA4 histone acetyltransferase complex. The record is from RefSeq and is a predicted model, not a curated record. Gene Ontology annotation, biological process: regulation of transcription by RNA polymerase II; chromatin remodeling. Lineage: Eukaryota; Metazoa; Arthropoda; Insecta; Hymenoptera; Trichogrammatidae. Bases 82 to 2268 code for a protein of 728 amino acids.
UAUCAAUUUUGACUACAAAGUAUUCGACUCAUUUUUUAAAUUGAAAAUUGAGCUGCUUUUUUAAAUUAUUUAUUUAACGCAAUGGAAGAAUCAAGUGCAAAUGAAAACAAUGAUUCCAAUCAUUUCGUUGUAAUUGAAAAUGGUGUAAAUAGUCCCGAUAAUCCUCACGACAAUUCUCUAUCUAUUAAAGCACAAAAAAUUUCUAAAAUUAUUGAAAAAGAGUUUGAUAAAGAAAUUAAAACUAAAAAAGUCGAAAUUUUAAAUAUUUUCGAAACUCUCCAGAAAGCUGUCAAAACGUUGCACUUCUUGAGAAUGUCAAUUGUUCGUGAUUAUUAUCACAAGGAUAAUUUACUACCGGAUGAUUCAGAGGAUUCUAAAAAACAAUAUCGUCCUCACCCUACAGUUAAUGCUUCUGCCAAAAAAAUUACUUUAGCUGAUAUGGGUUAUCCAGAAGAUUGUUUUGCAGAAUUCUACAGAGAAAAACGUCAAAAGCUAAUGGAAGAAAUGUCUGAUAAACUUGAAGAAGAAUCUAAAAAAAAAGAAAAAAAUGCAGAAAUAAUAAAGCAACUGAUCAAGAAGAAUUCUUCUGUUCCAGAUUUAAUUAGCAAACAAAAAAUGAAAAAAUACAUAGUUGUUGGUAAUGUAUCAAAAUGGAUCGGGGAAAAAAUUAGGGAAGAUGAUCCAACCCAUAAAUGGAUAGUUUAUGUGACAGAUGCUAAUAAAGAUCCAAAUUCAGUUGAAAUUGCACAAUAUAUAUCAAAAGUACGAUUUUUUUUACAUCAAACUUAUAAACCAUAUGAUGUGAUUGAUAUCACUUCUCCUCCAUUUCUUUUGUCAAGGCAUGGUUGGGGCGAAUUUGAUAUGAGAAUCCAGAUACAUUUUUCAAAUGGAAUAAACAAACCUGUAAACAUCAUUCAUCAGCUGAAAUUAGACCAAAAAAAUACAGGUUUAUAUGAACCUGGACAAGAAACGAUAGCUAAUAUUUAUGUUAGUUCAAAAAUUAGAAAUUUUAAUAUAAAUGAAGAAAUCAAUACAGAUAAUGAAAUCACAAAUUAUGAUCUGAAUAGUCCUUCAGAAAACCUUGAAAGUAUGAAUCAUUCAAAUGAUUCACCCCACAGCCAAGUUAAUUUAUUAUCAACUACUACUACUAAAAAUGAAUCUUUGAAUCAAAAUGAAAAAACAAUCAUGACCGAAAGCAUGGGAUAUGAAGACUCUUGUAAACCGCUUGAUAACAUAAAAUUACAAUCAACUGAUAUCUUUAAGGAUAAAAAAAUGGAUUCAGAUAACUCUAAUGAUGUUUUGCAGCACUCAGGUUCAAUGAGUAACUCAAUCAAUUAUAAUGCUCUUCAUCAAAAUAAUUUUCUUGAAGAUAACAAUGUUGUAAAUUUUGAAAAAUACUGUCAAAGUGUUGUCAACUUUAUAAAUCAAUCAAGAGUAAGAACUUUAUCAAAAGUACUCAAAUUAGUUUUCAAUCGUUUGCCCCUCAAUAUGGACAAAGUUAAUGAUCCUUGCUACAUGAGUCUACCUCCUUAUGCUCAUGAGAGCAUAUCAGAGUUUAAUAAAUGUUCAAAGGUAAAACAGAGAGCUUUAGAGAGGUAUCGAGCUAUUAGUGCUUUGAAUAUCAUUAAUAAAAUUGACCAGUUUUGUGAUACUUGUUCAGUUAAUGAAUUGAUAGUGUGGGCUAGAAGGUAUUAUUUUACUCCCAUAUAUGACCUUACAUUUUUGCAUAAGUAUUGUCAAGCAAAAAAUGUUGAAAAUAUUGUAGGCGACUUUCAGUCAACAUCAACAGUAUUAUCUAGUUUGAAUCAGUGGAUAAAAAAAUGCCAAAAAACAAAAUCAAAAGUCAAUAAAACUGUAGAUGAAAGUGAUGAAGAAAUUGAUGUACUCAAUGCAAAAGCAAAUGUAACAAGACUUCCAUACUCAAAUGAUUGUACAGAAUCAAGUAAUAAUCUCCUUAUUUCCAUUGAAUAUCCUGAUAAAAAAAAUAGUUUACAAGAGUUUGUAGAUAAUACUACGCAACAAAUUGGAAUAAAGUUGGUGAACGAAGAAGUAGUACAAGGGGUUUCUCACAAUUCAUCAAAUUUGUUAAUAACUAAAUCUGUAGAAUGCCUUUUUGAGGACUUAUUGAGGACUUCUUUUUCAUGUGCCAUAGAUAGAUGUAAAAGAGAAGAGAACUUUGUUAUUGAACCAAAUGAUGUAAGAAUGGCAUUAAUAAAACGAGAAGAAUUUUCUAUUUUAUCAAAUGUCAUGCUGGGUUCACAAGAUUAAAAAUUAUAUUGAUAAAUAAAUGUUUCAUUGAAUCUGGGAUUUUUUGUACUGUUAGAUUUACUUGUAAUAUAUUUUGUAAAAUGUUGUCUUUUCUACUUUUAUGAAUGUUGAAAAAUAAAAUUUAAUCUAUUAAUUUUUCUUAAAAAGAUUUUGUAAAAUAAUUUUUUAAUCACAAUGCCUCAUAUGUA